Carlito syrichta (Philippine tarsier) is the source of this 3914-nucleotide messenger RNA. It is a transcript of the gene ABL2, whose product is annotated as ABL proto-oncogene 2, non-receptor tyrosine kinase. The transcript is spliced from 12 exons. Bases 204 to 3752 code for a protein of 1182 amino acids. Lineage: Eukaryota; Metazoa; Chordata; Mammalia; Primates; Tarsiidae. The record is from RefSeq and is a predicted model, not a curated record. Gene Ontology annotation, molecular function: ATP binding; non-membrane spanning protein tyrosine kinase activity; protein binding. Gene Ontology annotation, biological process: protein phosphorylation; regulation of apoptotic process.
AGGAGACUCCAUGAGUCGCCCGGAGGCAGCGCCGCGGCUGCUGUGAGGAGUCCGGCUGCGGAGCCGCCGGCGGCCCGGCCGCUCAGGGCUGGGGCCUGGGCCGGGCAGGGGAGGCCGGAGCGGCGCCGGGAGCCCGAGGCCGGAGCCGCGGAGGAGGAAUGUGACCGGGGGUCGUCGGGGCGCGGGAGUACGCGAGCGCAGGGAUGGGGCAGCAGGUGGGCCGCGUCGGAGAGGCUCCGGGGCUCCAGCAGCCUCAGCCCCGCGGGAUCCGGGGCAGCAGUGCAGCCAGGCCCUCCGGCCGCAGGCGGGACCCGGCGGGGCGUACCACCGAGACCGGCUUCAAUAUCUUCACCCAGCAUGAUCACUUUGCCAACUGUAUGGAGGAUGGAUUUGAGGGAGACAAGACUGGAGGCAGUAGUCCAGAAGCUUUGCAUCGCCCCUAUGGUUGUGAUGUUGAACCCCAGGCACUGAACGAAGCCAUCAGGUGGAGCUCCAAGGAGAACUUGCUCGGAGCCACUGAGAGUGACCCUAAUCUCUUCGUUGCACUUUAUGAUUUUGUAGCAAGUGGUGACAACACACUCAGCAUCACUAAAGGUGAAAAGCUGCGAGUCCUUGGUUAUAACCAGAAUGGUGAGUGGAGUGAAGUUCGCUCUAAGAAUGGACAGGGUUGGGUGCCAAGCAACUACAUUACCCCGGUGAACAGUCUGGAAAAACAUUCCUGGUACCAUGGACCUGUGUCACGCAGUGCAGCGGAGUAUCUACUCAGCAGUCUCAUCAAUGGCAGUUUCCUGGUGCGAGAAAGUGAGAGCAGCCCCGGGCAGCUGUCCAUCUCGCUCAGGUACGAGGGGCGUGUGUAUCACUACAGGAUCAAUACCACCGCAGAUGGCAAGGUGUACGUGACUGCUGAGAGCCGCUUCAGCACGCUGGCAGAGCUUGUCCAUCAUCACUCCACAGUGGCUGAUGGACUGGUGACAACACUGCACUACCCAGCACCCAAGUGUAAUAAGCCUACCGUCUAUGGCGUGUCCCCCAUCCAUGACAAAUGGGAAAUGGAACGGACAGACAUUACCAUGAAGCACAAACUUGGGGGCGGUCAGUAUGGAGAGGUGUAUGUAGGCGUCUGGAAGAAGUAUAGUCUGACAGUUGCUGUGAAAACACUGAAGGAAGAUACUAUGGAGGUGGAGGAGUUCCUGAAAGAGGCUGCAGUGAUGAAGGAAAUCAAGCAUCCUAAUUUGGUACAACUUUUAGGUGUGUGUACUUUGGAGCCACCAUUUUACAUUGUGACUGAAUACAUGCCAUAUGGGAAUUUGCUUGAUUAUCUCCGAGAAUGCAACCGAGAAGAAGUGACGGCAGUUGUGCUGCUCUACAUGGCCACUCAAAUCUCUUCUGCAAUGGAAUAUUUAGAGAAGAAGAAUUUCAUCCAUAGAGAUCUUGCAGCUCGUAACUGCCUAGUGGGAGAAAACCAUGUGGUAAAAGUGGCUGACUUUGGCUUAAGUAGACUGAUGACUGGAGACACAUACACUGCUCAUGCUGGAGCCAAAUUUCCGAUUAAGUGGACAGCACCAGAGAGUCUUGCCUACAAUACUUUCUCCAUUAAAUCUGAUGUCUGGGCUUUUGGGGUACUGUUGUGGGAAAUUGCCACAUAUGGAAUGUCACCAUAUCCAGGUAUUGACCUUUCUCAGGUCUAUGAUCUUCUGGAAAAAGGAUAUCGAAUGGAACAGCCUGAGGGCUGCCCCCCUAAGGUUUAUGAACUUAUGAGAGCAUGCUGGAAGUGGAGCCCUGCCGACAGGCCCUCUUUUGCUGAAACACAUCAAGCUUUUGAAACCAUGUUCCAUGACUCCAGCAUUUCUGAAGAGGUUGCUGAGGAGCUUGGGAGAGCUGCCUCCUCUUCAUCCGUGGUUCCAUACCUGCCCCGGUUGCCUAUACUUCCUUCCAAGACUCGAACGCUGAAAAAACAGGUGGAGAACAAGGAGAACAUUGAAGGGGCACAAGAGCCGAUAGAAAAUUCUGCUUCCAGCUCAGCACCAGGGUUCAUCAGAAGCACACAGGCCUCCAGUGGGUCUCCAGCACUGCCUCGAAAGCAAAGAGACAAGUCUCCCAGCAGCCUCUUGGAAGAUGCCAAAGAGACAUGCUUCACCAGGGAUAGGAAGGGAGGCUUCUUCAGCUCCUUCAUGAAAAAGAGAAAUGCUCCCACACCCCCUAAACGCAGCAGCUCUUUCCGAGAGAUGGAGAACCAGCCCCACAAGAAAUAUGAACUCACGGGUAACUUCUCAUCUGUUGCUUCUCUACAGCAUGCUGAUGGGUUCUCUCUCACUCCUGCCCAGCAAGAGGCGAACCUGGUUCCACCCAAGUGCUAUGGGGGGAGCUUUGCACAGAGGAGUCUCUGCAGUGACGAUGGUGGUGGGGUUAUGGGCAGUGGCUCUGCUGGGGGUGGGUGGUCUGGCAUCACCGGCUUCUUUACGCCACGCUUAAUCAAAAAGACACUAGGCUUGCGAGCAGGUAAGCCCACAGCCAGUGAUGACACUUCCAAGCCUUUUCCAAGGUCAAACUCUACAUCUUCCAUGUCCUCAGGGCUUCCAGAGCAGGAUAGGAUGGCAAUGACCCUUCCCAGGAACUGCCAGAGGUCCAAACUUCAGCUGGAAAGGACAGUGUCCACCUCUUCUCAGCCAGAAGAGAAUGUGGACAGGGCCAAUGACAUGCUUCCAAAAAAAUCAGAGGAAGGUGCUGCUGUAACCAGGGAGAGACCAAAAGCCAAACUGUUGCCCAGAGGAGCCACAGCUCUUCCUCUCAGAACCCCCUCUGGGGAUCCAGCCAUUAGAGAGAAGGACUCUCCAGGGGUGGGAGUGGCUGGAGUGGCAGCUGCCCCCAAGGGCAAGGAGAGGAAUGGUGGGGCACGACUUGGGAUGGCUGGAGUCCCAGAGGAUGGAGAGCAGCCAGGCUGGCCUUCUCCAGCCAAGACAGCCGCCGUCCUCCCGACCACUCACAACCACAAAGUGCCAGUCCUCAUCUCCCCCACUCUGAAACACACUCCAGCUGACGUGCAGCUCAUUGGCACAGACUCUCAGGGGAAUAAGUUCAAGCUCUUGUCUGAGCAUCAGGUCACUUCCUCUGGAGACAAGGACCGACCCCGACGGGUAAAACCAAAGUGUGCCCCACCCCCACCGCCUGUGAUGAAACUACUGCAGCAUCCGUCCACGUGCUCAGACCCUGCAGAAGAGCCGACUGCCCCGCCUGCAGGACAGCAGGUGUCAGAAACACAGGAGGGAGGAAAAAAGGCAGCUCCGGGGGCAGCACCCGUCAGUGGGAAAUCUGGGAGGCCAGCGAUGCCUCCACCUCAAGUGCCUCUGCCCACAUCUUCCAUCUCGCCAGCCAAAAUGGCCAACGGCACAGCAGGUACUAAAGUGGCACUGAGAAAAACCAAACAGGUGGCUGAGAAAAUCUCAGCAGACAAAAUCAGCAAAGAGGCCCUGCUGGAAUGUGCUGACCUACUGUCCAGUGCAAUCACGGAACCUGUGCCCAACAGCCAGCUGGUGGACACUGGGCACCAGCUGCUCGACUACUGCUCAGGCUACGUGGACUGCAUCCCUCAGACUCGCAACAAGUUUGCCUUCCGAGAGGCCGUGAGCAAACUGGAGCUCAGCCUACAGGAGCUCCAGGUGUCUUCGGCAGCUGCUGGUGUGCCCGGGGCAAACCCUGUCCUUAAUAACUUAUUGUCCUGUGUACAGGAGAUCAGCGAUGUGGUGCAGAGGUAGCCAUGGGUCGCCGAGUGGGAGGGGUCACGGAUUUCUGCGGGGAGAGGGCAAGGGACUCAUUUUCCUGUGUUCUUGUUUUCAAAAAACAAAAGACUGAUACUUGAGUGUGUUUAUGUGAAGUACCUCAGAUCCCUGAGUUCUCACGUUUACAGUUUCAUCUCA